AUGGAGACGAACACCUCCAGACUGGAUUCCCGCGUGGAAGUGGACCUACAACUCAGUCAUCCAUCAACAGAGACCCAGCUCUCACCUCACUCGCUCUUCCUUUCAACUACUUUCCUUCCUUUCCUUUCCUUCUUGUCCCCUUCAUUUCUGCUUCAGCCUCAGGCCAGCCAACAGUACCUGAUGCACCUUGCACUCUUCUCCCAGCUCUCUGCUGUAGACAGAUACUGUACAGACUACAUCACUGGAUUCCUGCACUCUCUUGCUUCCUCUGUGUCAGAUUUAGAAACAGGGGCGCCAGUUGAAGAUGGGGUACAGAUGGGGAAGAGGUCCUCCUGCGGGGAGGAUGGAGACACAGCGCGAGCACCUGGCGUGGGGCGCGGAGGAGGCGGUGGAGGCCCGGAGCGGGGCCGGGAGCCAGCAGAGGAGCGGAGCGCGCGGCCUGCCCGCCGCCGGCCCCUAGGGGAGGGGGAAAGGAGGGAAGGACGGACCGCCGGGCCUGCGAGCCGGCCUGGCUCCCCACGAGGGCCGGCUCGGUCCCCGACUACCGGCGUCCCCGGCGCCCUCGCGGCCGCCACCUCCUCUCGCUCCCUGCAGGGCCCCACCGGCUCCCCGGGACCCGUCCGCGCCCCAGCUCCUGGCCGUUCCCCGGCGACCGCCGCUUCCCGCCCCCUCCCGCGAGCAGGGGGGAGGGGCCGCGCUGCUCCCUGUUCUCCCCGCCCCUCCCCGCCCCCCCGCAGCCCGCUCCGCUGCCGCGCUCGCCUCUCGCUGGCGGCGCUGACCCGGGAAGCGGCGGCUAGAGGCGGAGGCGGCGGCGGGCUGCGGGCCGCCGGGCCAGCGCUUGCUCCGCCGAGCGGGAGCUGGAGUCCGGCGGAGGCGGGCGGUGAUGGGAGUGUGAGGAGGCAGCGGCGGGGCCCAGGCACUGUGAGGCGGCGCGUGGCAGCGGCGCGGAGCGGGAGCGGAGAGGAGCAGGGGUGGGGCGCUGGAGCCGCGGCUCUUCCGCGGCGUCGAGCCCCGGUCCCCCGACCCCGGCGCGGGACCAGCCUCCCGCCUCGGCUCGGGCGGGCGCCCGUCGACCCGUCAGCCCCGUGCUCCGCGGCUGCUCGGCCCGCCCGCGAGCUGGGGGACAGGCUGCCGGGGGCAGCGUGGGGCUUGGCGUCUCUGAUUCAUUCAUUCGCCGCCGCCGUAGCUCGGACCUGCAGCGCCCCGAGGAACGGAGGGACAAGGGGCAGCCGCGAAUGA
Messenger RNA from Rangifer tarandus platyrhynchus (Svalbard reindeer), 1239 nucleotides. Lineage: Eukaryota; Metazoa; Chordata; Mammalia; Artiodactyla; Cervidae. The record is from the annotation of a GenBank genome assembly.